Ramularia collo-cygni is the source of this 1761-nucleotide messenger RNA. RefSeq names its product related to putidaredoxin reductase. Gene Ontology annotation, molecular function: flavin adenine dinucleotide binding; 2 iron, 2 sulfur cluster binding; oxidoreductase activity, acting on NAD(P)H. The transcript has 2 exons. Gene Ontology annotation, cellular component: cytoplasm. Bases 1 to 1761 code for a protein of 586 amino acids. NCBI's taxonomy places the organism in Eukaryota, Fungi, Ascomycota, Dothideomycetes, Mycosphaerellales, Mycosphaerellaceae. The record is from RefSeq and is a predicted model, not a curated record.
AUGCUCCUCCCACGCCUCUCUCAUCAAAUCAUCACCAAAUCAACACGCCAAUUCCUCCCCGCCAUCAACAAGUCUACCGCGUUCGGUAGCAACAACAUUAGAAGCAUGACGACCGCUUUCAAGCUAAAGGACAUUUCGUCCCUCAGCGAUUUGAAGAACGGAGAGAAGAAAGAAGUCGAAGUCGAAGGACUAGAGAAAGUCAAGAUCCUUCUCGCCCGCCACGACAACACAACCCACGCCCUCUCACCAAAAUGUACCCACUAUGGCGCACCGCUCGCCAAAGGAGUCCUCACCGCUUCCGGCCGCUUGACCUGCCCUUGGCACGGAGCUUGCUUCAAUGUCAAAACGGGUGACAUCGAGGAUGCUCCUGCUCUUGAUCCAUUGAGGAAGUACACAGUCGAGGAGAAAGACGGUGCCGUAUGGGUGACAGGAACGAGCGAGGCACAGUUGAAGGAGAAUUGGAAGAACUUGAGCAUCAAGUGCAAGAGUACGGAGAAGAAGGAGAAGGUCGUGAUUGUUGGUGGGGGAAGCGGCGCUGUUGGUGCAAUUGAGGGGCUGAGAGGCGGUGGCUUCACUGGAGAGAUUGUGUGUGUGCUCGGUGACGAGGGGCACUUGCCAAUUGACCGGACAAAGUUGAGCAAGGGCUUGGUGAAUGAUGCAAAGAAGGUGGAGUGGAGGAGUGAGGAGUUCUACAAGGAGGGUGGCGUGGAGCUGGUCCGAGGACUGGCAACUGGCGUGGACGUUCAAGCCAAGAAGGUCUCCACGGACAGCGGCAAGGACAUUGAGUACACAAAGCUCAUUCUUGCUACUGGAGGAAUUCCGAGAAUGUUGCCUUUGGAGGGGUUGAAGGGCGAUCUGGGCAAUGUCUUCCCUCUGAGGAGUGUGUCGGACGUGCAGGCCAUCCUCAAGGCUGCAGGUGAGGACGGUGGCAAGAAGGUGGUGGUGAUUGGCUCUUCAUUCAUCGGAAUGGAAGUAGGCAACGCACUGGCCGGAAAGAAGCACAAUGUCUCCAUCAUUGGUAUGGAAAGCGAGCCAAUGGAGAGAGUCAUGGGCACCCAAGUCGGCGCUGUCUUCCGCAAGCUGCUCGAAAAGACUGGCGUCAAGUUCCACAUGUCGGCCUCUGUUGAGAAGGGAACUGGAAAGGAUGGCAAGAUUUCGUCCGUCUCUUUGAAAGACGGCACAUCUCUGCCAGCCGACUUGGUCAUCGAAGGUGUCGGUGUCCGCCCUGCUACCGACUUCCUCAAGGACAACUCUGCCUUUUCGUUGGAAAAGGACGGCUCCCUCUCUGUUGACGAGUCCUUUGCCGUCAAGGGCCAAAAGGACAUCUUCGCAAUCGGUGAUAUUGCUACCUACCCAUACCACGGACCAGGUGGUAAUGGCAAGCCUGUUCGCAUUGAGCACUGGAAUGUCGCACAAAAUGCUGGCCGCAGCGUCGCCGGAACCAUCAACGAUCCUUCAAGCAAGCCAAAGCCAUUUAUCCCUGUCUUCUGGAGCGCUGUCGGAGCGCAAUUGAGAUAUUGCGGUCACACCCCCGAGGGUUUCGAUGAUGUGAUUGUCCAGGGUACCACGGAUGUGAGUGAGGGCAAGCAGAGCUUCGUGGCCUACUACACCAGGGGAGAGGAUGUCAUUGCUGUGGCGAGUAUGAUGAAGGACCCAUACAUGGUGCAGAGUGCAGAGCUGAUGAGGACCGGGAGAAUGCCUGGCAAGAGCGAGAUCAACAAGGGGGUUGAUGUCAUGCAGGUCAGUCUGGUGGAGGCCUGA